GCAGCAGCAGCAGCAGCAGCAGCAACAACAGCCUUAUCUCUGGGUCAACCCACCGAUGGUGGCUCCUUCAGUGCCUGCUCCACAGCCCGGUACUCAAGGUUCAUGGUGCUACCCCAGCCAGUCGCCUUUCUGGGCCGGCGCGUUAGCCAACCAGACAAACCCUCCACCGCAGUUCUACACGGCAGAGCAAGCGUACAUCGCGGAGCCCGCCUACAUUGUGGGCGCGGCGCCGCAACCACCGCCGGCCCCGAGCCCGCAAGUACAGUACUAUGUUAAUGGUUCCACGGGACCGUUUGUGUAUUACACGCAGUAAAUACAGCGGCAUCUUAUACUAUAAAUACGCUGCUGGGGGACUACUAAAUAAGAGAGAGAGAGAGAGAGAGAGAGAGAGAGAGUCGGUGACAUAACCAGGCGCAGAAAUAACCGCUACGAUGGAAAUGAAAGUGGCAUGCGAUGUUUUAUUUUAUAC
Daldinia vernicosa is the source of this 469-nucleotide messenger RNA. RefSeq lists its product as uncharacterized. Bases 56 to 313 code for a protein of 85 amino acids. The record is from RefSeq and is a predicted model, not a curated record. NCBI's taxonomy places the organism in Eukaryota, Fungi, Ascomycota, Sordariomycetes, Xylariales, Hypoxylaceae. The transcript has 2 exons.